AUGUCGGUCAUGGCCUCGCGUCCGCCCUCCAUGCCCGCCGCCGCCGGUGGAAGCGGCAUGCCCUCCAAGCGCCCGCGCCUCUCUCUCCAGAUCAAGACCAACAACCCAGCCUCGACGACACAUUUCGCCCAGCGGCCCGCCAUCACCACCGCUACGCGCCCCUGCUCCCUCAACCCCUCGGACCCGACCGCCUUCAACACCCUCUCCAACGCCUACGUGACCGCUAUUGAGCGCGCCGCCACCCCCGUCGCCUCGCCCGUCGGCGAGCCUCUCACGGCCAUUCGCAAUAUGCAGGCCAUCUCUCUGUGCUCGCCCACUCUCGGCCCGGCGCCCGCUCGCAGCUCGUUUCCUGCGACGCCGCUGUCCGCGUACCCCUCGUCGUCGCCGAGCAAGCCGAUGCUGCCCCUGCUGCUGCUGCUGCCCAGCGUCAUGUCCCCGACGCCGCCUGUAUCAGCGGGGGCCGUGGAGAUGGGCAGUCGUGUGUUUAGUUUCUCCCCGCGUGACGCGGCGGCAGGUAGACACUCCCUCGAGCAGGCCCUCCACGCUGCCGCCGCCGCCGCCGCUGCUGCUACGACGACGACGACAACAACAACAACACCCUCUUCGCCCGUGAUCACGCCGCCGAAGCAGCAAUCGGCACCCCCUCGCACCACCCUCUCCGCCUCACCACCUCCGUACACGCACGCCAAGGCCCUCCGGAGCAUCCUCCGCAACUCGCCCCUGCCCUCCCGCCGGCCAAACGCCGCCGCCACCUCCUCACCGCGCGGUCUCGCGCCCACCGUGCGCAUACAAACCCCGGACGUGCAACGCGCCGCCAAGCGCGUGUGCUACCACAGCCCCAUUGAGCAGGAAAUCAUCACCAACACGUACACCAAGUCCCACAUUGACCUCCUCGUCGACGAGGCCAGCACCAUGACUACCUCGCCCCGCGGCCUGCCCGUCGACCUGUCCCGCGCCUUCUCCGCCAACGAGAUCCAAGACGGCGGCCAGACACCAGGCCCCUUUGAGGACGAGAACAGACGGCUCGGCGCGGCCCUGCGCAGCGCCGACCGCGGGACGACGACUGCGCCGCCCCCGCGAAGCGAGAAGAAGAGGCGCUGGGUCUGGACCAUUGGCAGAGAAGAGGACGCGGAAGAGGAUGAAGAGCAGCUCGGUGGCGCCGUCGUGGCUGCGGCGAGAGCGGCGGCGGCGGCGGCGGCGGCUGGGGAAGAGAGAGUCACGCCGGCGCCGGUGCUGAGUGUACCGAAACCAGAGGCCAAGCUGGACGCUGGCAAGGGAGAUGUGGAAAUGUCGUCAUGA
Molecule: messenger RNA, 1299 nt
Organism: Cordyceps militaris CM01
Lineage: Eukaryota; Fungi; Ascomycota; Sordariomycetes; Hypocreales; Cordycipitaceae
Exons: 1
Coding region: 1-1299 (432 amino acids)
Source: RefSeq, a predicted model, not a curated record